GAAUGUAUUGGUUGAAAGUAAAAUAAAUAUUCAAUGAUGACAAAGCUGAUAAAGCUGUCGGAUACGGUAGAAGCCAUGAGAUACAAAUAAAGCAACGAAGACUUUUCGUUAAAUUCCUUUGGCCCUAAUACACAAAAGAAUAAAGAACGAAUGAACGAAAGAAUGAGAGAAAAUGGUAAGGGGGAAGCGACGGAUAAGAAAAAGAAAAAGAGAAAAAGUGAAUAAAGCCUUUGAGAAGGCCCUGGCGAAGGCUUCCAAUCGAAGCCAAUGCCGCACAAACAAACUUCCAAGGAGAAAAAUGCCAAGAGUCCUUUUUUCUUCAGAUGGACCGAGGUUCCGCUACCCGCCCACGUCGGUGCAGUCGCACUACGGGGCCGCGGAGAUCCUGCAGUGUGACGUGGACGGCAACCCCCAACCUGAGAUAUAUUGGACGCACGAGGACUCGGAGCGCAUCCUCGCGACGGCCUCGAACAUCAGCGUACUCGUGCGACCGGAGACAGCAGGGCGCUACUACUGCCACGCGCGCGUCCCUGGCUUCCCCGAGCUCACGGGCUCGGCCAAUAUCUACAUCAGGGCGCCGCCCACCAUUAUAUCCCAGAGGACGCAGUACGUGCCGGACGAGGGUCUCGUGAAGGUACGAUUAGAGCCGACCUCUCGAAUUUACGGAUCCGCUCUUUCAUUUGGCCGCAAUUAUUGAGGGAUUCGCGGUCGGCGCCGGCCGAUGUCGGAAGGGAACAGACUCAUUAGCC
Messenger RNA from Ceratosolen solmsi marchali, 749 nucleotides. RefSeq names its product irregular chiasm C-roughest protein-like. The record is from RefSeq and is a predicted model, not a curated record. The coding region runs from base 173 to 697 and encodes 174 amino acids. The transcript has 2 exons. Lineage: Eukaryota; Metazoa; Arthropoda; Insecta; Hymenoptera; Agaonidae.